AUGCGGGUCCGCCUUGACAGGCAAGCCCUUGUGCGCUUUGGAAGACGUGCAUUCCAACGCUCUGCAGGCUUCCACAGCUGUCCCGAUCUGUCAACGCUUCAGAUAUCCCCCUCACCAUCCCUGCUGCCACACCCCCCAUCAGGCUACGAGGCGACUGUCACCGAUAAUACCACCACCACCACCGCAUCAAAUACCCGCUCUCCCUCUCCCCAAAGUACUGCCAGUCUCCGCAACGGUCCUCGCACACUCGCAGCCACCAGAAAGCGGGUCUCCAAAAAGGCGCGCGGCGUCCUGGGUAAGGUUCGGGCCUUCCAGAGGAUCGCUGCGGCCAAGAUGGCUCAUCCCUCCAUCAAAAUCGACACGAGCGUCCCAGCCACCAAGCGCGCUUUCCCCGAGGAUAAUGAGGCAGGCUUGGAUGUUCUAUAUGGCUCCGAUGAUGCUCCAGCGUUGGACACUGGCGAUCAUGAUUCCGUGCCGCCGUUUCUGUGUCAGUCAGUCCUAGAGAUUCAUCAGAAAUUCGAAGCACUCGAAUGGAUGCAAGGGACACGGCUUCUGGCGGCCAACGACCCCUCACACCAGUGGGCGCUAGAGGCAGAUCCGGAAGUCAGAGCAAGGAACCGUUAUAUGAACGUUCAGGCAUGGGCCAAAAAUCGCAUUCACUUGCGUGUUCCGGAGGGCGAAUGCGACUUCAUCAACGCGUCUCCGAUUGUACUCCAUGAUUCUGUGUCGCAGCAGGCAAGGAGGUAUAUUGCGACCCAGGGUCCCAAGCUUGGUCAUGUCGCCCAUUUCUGGCAGAUGGUGUUCCAUGAGAGUAAGGAGGUCGGAGUAGUCGUCAUGCUUACGCAGACGUUUGAGUCCGGACGCGAGAAGUGCUCGCAGUAUUUUCCCCUCGAUAGUGACAGCCCCUCCAUGCCACUGCGGCGAGUCGAGCCAGAACCCUAUGCAACCGAGGACGAUCAGUCCAGUGAUGGCGACCUCCUGGGCGAAGUUACACUUUUGGAGUCCACAUGGGACACUGCGUCGCGGUCUGAGAUCCGGAAGCUCCAGCUCACCCUCGGCGACGAGUCCAAGACCGUGUGGCAUUUCUUGUUUGCUGGCUGGGCCGAUUACUCCAAGCCUGAAGGCGAGGAUCGGGAUGCGCUUCUUCAGCUUAUCAAGCUGUCCGAGUCGAAGAGCGGGCCGGACAACCCGCGCAUCGUGCACUGCAGCGCCGGCGUGGGCCGCACCGGCACUUUCAUCGCGUUAGACCACUUGCUGCAAGAACUCGAAUCGGGCCAGCUGCUGGAGGCGGUCAACCCGGAGAUCGACCCAGUCUUCGAGACGGUCAACCAGAUGCGCGAGCAGCGAAUGAUGAUGGUGUACAACGAGAUGCAGUUGCAGUUCAUAUACGAAGUUUUGCGCGAGCAGACCGAUCUGAAAUUGGGCAAGGCUCCCGGGUGCAAGUCGGAGGAACGAUCCACGAAGAUGGCCAAGUUGUCUAAUGAAGUCAACUAUCUGCCUUCCUCCAAACCGGAGUUGGAGCCCGCCAGGGAUGACCCCUCGACACCGACUCGUAGCUGGUCGGGGACACCGGAGGUGUCUGAUAAUGAAUGA
Aspergillus saccharolyticus JOP 1030-1 is the source of this 1593-nucleotide messenger RNA. It is a transcript of the gene ptpB, whose product is annotated as tyrosine protein phosphatase PTP1. Gene Ontology annotation, molecular function: protein tyrosine phosphatase activity. Lineage: Eukaryota; Fungi; Ascomycota; Eurotiomycetes; Eurotiales; Aspergillaceae. The transcript has 4 exons. Gene Ontology annotation, biological process: protein dephosphorylation. The coding region runs from base 1 to 1593 and encodes 530 amino acids. The record is from RefSeq and is a predicted model, not a curated record.